Molecule: messenger RNA, 6023 nt
Organism: Calliphora vicina (urban bluebottle blowfly)
Lineage: Eukaryota; Metazoa; Arthropoda; Insecta; Diptera; Calliphoridae
Gene: sima
Product: similar
Exons: 13
Coding region: 802-6018 (1738 amino acids)
Biological process (GO): cellular response to hypoxia; regulation of transcription by RNA polymerase II
Molecular function (GO): DNA-binding transcription factor activity, RNA polymerase II-specific; protein dimerization activity; RNA polymerase II transcription regulatory region sequence-specific DNA binding
Source: RefSeq, a predicted model, not a curated record
UUCCUUUUAGUUCUUAUUUCGUGUAACAUUUCGUGAAACCUAAAUGUUGAUGUGUAAAGAAAUCUUAAUUAAUUGAAGAAAAUAUAGAAAUGAAAAUAUUAAAAAUCAUAAAAAUGAUUUGAAAAUUUUCAGAUAAUGUCUUUAAACCAUAACAUCAAAACAGUGCAUAUAAAAACAAGUGUAAAAAACACAAAAAAGAAAAAGUGAAAUCGCCACUAGUGAACAAUUAAAAAGAAUCCAACAAGGACUUUUGACGCGUUUUUGUAAAUGACCCCAAUACAAAAACAAAGUGAAACAAAACAGAAACGGUCUACUAAUAUCCUGUUAACAAAUCAUUAUAUAGUGAGAAAUAAUCCUGCAUAAAUUUUAAAAUAUAUUUUGUAUAUUUAAUAUACGUGAUAAUUAAUAAAAGAAAGUUCAAUUACCAGCAGCCGCCAGUGUAGUGAGUGUUGAAUUUUUGUGCUUUCUUAGGAAUAUAUAAUAAUUGAAAUAAGAAAUAAAAACAAAAAAGUUUAAACAAAUCCACCAAUCAAACAACCAACCAGAGAACACCAAUAACCAAAUCGUACACUACAUAUAAUACAAUUAAAACAAAAAAAAAAAAAUAUUAAAAUAUAUAUUUUUGGUGUGCUUUUUAUUUCGAAUAAAUAAAUAAGAUAUCGAAUAAAAUACAAUUCUUUUAAGAAAUAUUUUCGUGCUUAUAUAUAAUUCUAAAAAAUAUAAAACAGUUGAAAAGUGCUUUUGUGUUAUUUUGUAUAUUGAAAAUUGAAUGUAAGAAUUAACAAAAAAUUCUUCUUAACAAUGGUGGCAAUAUCAAAAAUUGUGGAUACAACCCAUAAUAACAAUAAUAAUAACAACAAUCAAUAUAAUAUCCCGGUUACGGCCUUAAAUAACAAACAAUCAGAAUCGUCUCCUACAACUUCUGAUCCAACAAUGUGUAAAACAGCAACAACUAGCAUAACGCCUGCUGCAACAUCAGCGUCUGCCAAUAAUUUAACGGCCUCUACUACCGUCGCUUUAACAGCCAGCGGUAAACCUAAAGAGAAAAGACGGAACAAUGAAAAACGUAAAGAACGUUCUCGAGAUGCCGCCAGAUGUCGUCGAUCUCGCGAAACCGAAAUCUUUACCGAAUUGGCAGAAGUUUUACCCUUGAAAAAGGAAGAUGUCCAACAACUCGACAAAGCCUCUGUCAUGCGUGUAGCCAUAGCAUAUUUGAAAGUGCGCGAUAUGUUGAAAAUGUUUCCAAAAAUCCAAGAACUACUUGGUGAUUUACAACUCUGCGGCGACAACAACAGCAGCAUUGAAAAUUCUGAAGCCAAUGAUGAUACUUCUGCUUUUAAUAGCUCUCUAGAUUCCCAUGAUUCAUCCACACAAUCUUCUCAAGCAUCCGAAGAUUCUAAUCAACAAUCAGCUAUAGAAUCUUCAAAAACCUUGGAGUCUUCUACUUUGACUGCCACGAAUGGUGACAGUGCUGGUGUGGAUGAUUUUAGUUUGUUACUUAAGCAAACCAUGGAUGGUUUCUUGUUGAUUUUGUCCAAUGAUGGUGAUAUUACUUAUGUCACCAACAAUAUCAGUGACUAUUUGGGUUUGUCAAAGAUUGAUCUUUUGGGCCAACAGAUAUGGGAAUAUGCCCAUCAAUGCGAUCAUGCUGAGCUUAAGGAGGCUCUCAAUUUAAAACGCAAUGGCUUGACCAAUAAAGUCAAAGAUGAGAAUCUUUUAGAGGAGGGUAUUUCUACCGAUCAUCGUGAUUUGUUUGUGCGCUUGAAGUGCACCAUUACCAGUCGCGGUCGCAGUAUCAAUAUUAAAAGUGCUUCUUAUAAGGUUAUUCAUAUAACCGGUCAUUUGGUGGUCAAUACAAAGGGUGAUCGUGUCUUAGUGGCCAUGGGUAGACCCAUACCACAUCCCUCCAACAUUGAAGUGCCCUUAGGCACCUCUACAUUUUUGACCAAACAUUCGUUGGACAUGAAGUUUACCUAUGUGGAUGACAAAAUGUAUAAUUUAUUGGGCUACAAACCUGAAGAUUUACUUGAAACAUCUUUAUUCAAUUGUCAUCAUGGUAUUGAUACAGACAGCUUAAUGACAACUUUUAAAAAUGUUCUCUCGAAAGGCCAGGGUGAAACCUGUCGCUAUCGUUUUUUGGGCAAAUACGGCGGUUACUGUUGGAUAGUUACUCAGGCAACAAUUGUUUAUGACAAACUAAAACCACAAAGUGUGGUCUGUGUUAAUUUUGUUAUAAGUAACUUGGAGAAAAAGCAUGAAAUUUAUACUCUGCAACAAUACGAAGAAUCGCAAAAAUUUAAACUUGAAGAAAAUAAUAAUAAUAAAACACAAGGUUUAAAUGAAAAUAAACACCAGGAAGAGUUAAUAAAUAAAGAUCAACAACUAAAAGAGGAAAAAUUAUUUGCUGCUACGGAAUUGCAAAAACCUUUAGAAGCAGCAAUAACAAAAAUUGAAACUUCAACACCACCAGCAACACCACUCAAUAACAAUAACAAUAUCAAUAAUAAUAAUAAUCAAAAAAUAAAAGAAGAUCUUAUAAAUAUAAAACAAGAACACAUACCACCAAUUGCUAUAAAUAAUAAUAAAAAUAAAACCUUAAUCGAAACUAGCCCCUCAACUACAGCUACUACCCCUGUAGUAGCUCCCUUAAAACCACCUACACAACAACCACAAUUACCACUCCACUGUCCCACCACUACUGUUACCCAUACUAUUUUCAAUAAAUCGAUAAUAUCAGCACCCAAAUUCUCUGCUGAGGACAAACGUCCCAAAACCGUUACUUCGUCUUUGAUUUUAACCAAUUUACCCACUACCACCUCGACUCAGUCGAUUUUACAACAUCCACCUUUGAAUGUGGUUGCUACGCGUGCCCCUCAAUCAGUAACAGCUUCGGUAUUUUCCCCAUUGCCGCCGUCGCCGCCAUCACCACCAAAAUUACCUUCGUCUACGGCCACAGCUGCAAUUUUAGCUCUACAACAAUCGGAAGGUGGACCACACUCAGUCAACGCGAAUCAUCCACAAGAUAUGAAUAAAGGAUAUUUAACAUUUGCCGAGGAUGCCACAGAAUUAACAAUGCUUAAAGAAGAACCAGACGAUUUAACUGCCCACUUAGUGGCCACAAAUGCUGUCGAUGCCUGCAUGCCACUCGAUGAAUCGGGCCCUUUGUUUGGUGAGAUUUUAGUUGGUUUUGGCAUGGGCUCUUAUGGCAGUCUCUUACCCGAUGACAUCAAUUCUUUAGACUCCAACACAUCGUCCACAGAACAUAGCAAUAAUAAUCACAACAACAAUAGCAAUAAUCAAACAACAAUCAAAUCUGCUGGCAAUACAUGUUCAUCGUCAUCGGCAUCGCCUACAUCGUCAUCGACUACAUCUUCGUAUAAUGCAUCAAUAUUGGCAGCAACAACAAGUACACAUAAUCAUAGACAAUCAUCGCCGUCAUCAAUGAUAACUACAACAACAUGUGCAACAAAUAACAAUACAAUAACAACAACAGCAGCAACAACAAAUAGCACAAACAUUGAUCCAUUUAUAAAUUAUCGUGAUGAAUCGAAUGAUACAAAUUGCUCACAGCAUUUACUGUCGCCAAGUGUUACAUCCAAGAGUCCCGAAGGUAGCAGCCUACCCUCAUUAUGCAGUCCAAACUCAUUAAGUCAAGAAGAUGAAUUUUCAUAUUACACCAUGAAUGUCGAUGACAUGGAUGAUUUAACAAUGCGUGCUCCCUAUAUACCCAUGAAUGAACAAGACGAUUUACCCUUGUUAACCUCAGACGAUUAUAUGUGGAGUAGUGGUAAUGCCUUUACGCCCGAUGAGUUUAGUUUGAACACAAAAGAUUCAGAUAAUUUGCAAGCAUUGCAAAUCAAUCAAACGUUGAACUAUCAACAGCAGCAAUUUACCCAACAGCAGCAGCAGCAACAGCAAACGCAACAAUUUUCGAAUUCAUUAUGUUCUUCGCCAGCCUCAACAGUAUCCUCAAUGUCGCCAUCGCCCAUACAACAGCAACAACAUCUGCAGCAGCAACAGAAUUCUCAACAAAUUUUCUCUGCUGAUUCCUCUGAAUUGGCCGCUUUAUUGUGUGGCUCUGGCAGUGGUUCUCUUUCCAUACUCCAGGAUGCCACAAAUUUUACAAAUUCUUUAAAUUUAAACGGUGGCUCAGCAACUACAUUAGUUGCGGCUGGUGGUAAUAGUGGUAGUAAUCAAAGCAACAUUAGUGUUGAAAACAGUGUUGGUUUAACUGACGAUUUGGAUAGUGUUAGUGUGGCUAGUUCGUCGACGACCCCUACUUUGGAUCAUCAUCAGCAAUUGCAACAGCAUUGUUUGCAACAAUUUCAAGAACAGUUGCAACAGCAACGUCAACAACAACAGUUAUUGAGUGGUUUGAAUAUCAAUUGUAAAAAAGAAAAAUUCGAAUCAGCAAAUAAUUCGCCAUCGUUGUCAUCGAAUCUAUGCGAUUCCAUAGAGGAUACUUUCGAUAAUGUCUAUAGCAAGAAUUCAACAAAUUUGGAUUGUUGGAAUGAAUUUUUGCAAAUCAAUACAAAUGAGAAUACAAAUACAACAAAUAAUAAUAAUGCUGCUGCAACAACAGUGUUGGCAAAUUUAAGACAAGAAGACUGUAAACAACAAUUGCACAUGCAAUUGCAACAACAACAGCAGCAGCAACAAACACAAAACAUUAUUAUAAAUGCAGUGCCAUUGAUAACAAUACAAACCACAAGCAAUAACAAAAAUGUAUUGAUCCAGCAACAACAACAGCAGCAGCAGCUGUCCCAGCACCAUCAUCAACAGCAGCAACAACAACAACAACAAAGCAAUACAAAAUCUUUAAAUAAAGUGAAUACCGUCAAACUGACACCCAUUACAAGUACGGCUACAAUAAAGAUUAUUGAAAACAAACAGCCCUUGUUGCAGCAGCAACAGCACAACAUCAUUAAAACCGCUUACAUACAGGCAGCACCUACAACAACUCCAGCUGUGACUGCUCUACACAACAGCAACAAUAAGAGGCAUUUGUCCAACAACCUAAUUGCCAAUAAUGCCUUGGAAUCGAAACGUUUGAAAAGCAAUAUUAUGGACUUGCAAAAUUCAACCACCACAUCGCAAUUAUUACAGCAAUUGAUAACAACACCGCAGCAGCAGCAACCAGGAAAUUUGAAUGCCAAGAAUUCAAAGGGAGGUUUGGAAUCAAGAUGGUCUUCUAAUGAAAAUCAAGCUUUAAGCCAGCAACAACAACAACAGCAGCAGCAAAAGCAGCAAAAACAAUCAAACAGUGUUUUGAAAAAUCUGCUGAUUAGUGGUUGCGAUAAAACAAAAUUGCCCAAACCGGAAAUCAUAACUAUUGAAGAUGGCUCCAGGUCUUCGAUGCAAUCGCCAGACCUUUGUGUUUCACCCUCAUUGACCAGACCAUUGCAGUGCAUGACCUCGCCGGCCACCGUAUUGCGUAAUUAUCGUCAUAAUCCCUGGAUAGGAGGACCAGGUGUUUUGCCAUCACCCACAACAAGUUUGAUAACUAAUGACGAUUCUAAUCCGCCUGGUUUGUCGCCAUGUGAUGCCAUCGAUUCGGCCAGCGAUAGCGGCAUUGAUGACAUAAGUGUAGCUGAAAAUAUGUCACCACUUAAGAGACCCUACCAACAACAACAAAUGACGGCAGCAACAGUAAUUGUUAACAACAACAAUAAUAAAAUUAUAGACAUCGAUAACAACAUUAUAAAAUUGGCCAACAACAAUAAGAUUAAUGAAAAUAUAAAAUCCACCAUAGCUCCCAUAACUACGACCACUGUAACUAGUGCUGUACUAAUGCAAGGAGCGGAGCUGGCCAAGAAAUUACUUGAAGACACUGAAGAGGAUGGUGCUACUAUGUGCAAACGCAAGAGAUCAAUAUCGUAUAUAGACAGCAGCAACCCUUUGAUGACUCCUUUUCUAAUGGAUCUAUGCAAUGAUGACUAUCAUAUGACUACCAAGGAGUAUUUGCAAGAGAAUGAUAUUGAAAAUGUUUUGAAUGAAUGGCCCGUUGAUUUAGUUUAGAAUAA